Messenger RNA from Mytilus californianus (California mussel), 2392 nucleotides. RefSeq lists its product as uncharacterized. The record is from RefSeq and is a predicted model, not a curated record. The coding region runs from base 497 to 1612 and encodes 371 amino acids. The transcript is spliced from 4 exons. Lineage: Eukaryota; Metazoa; Mollusca; Bivalvia; Mytilida; Mytilidae.
AUUGUUUUUAUUGGUACUAAUAUUGAUUUUGUUAUCAGUAAAUUAAAAGCAAACUAAAUAUUAUUGUUAUAUACAUAUACACAUUCAUGGAUCUACAAUCUGUCGAUACCUGUAUCUUGGCAUUGCACAAUGUCAUGUUUUUCUCUGACUGUUUAUGACUGUAAACAAAGUCUUUUCCUCAACAGAACAUUUUGAACAUUAGUUGUAAAGUGUACAUAAAUUGCUGUCCUCACAGUAUAUUUUCAAGCAACCUGAUUAGUUUUAUGAGUUCCAUCUGUUGUUUAAUAUCCAUGUCUUAAAGUUUUACUUGCUGUUGUAGCGUGAUUAGUAUACAUUGUUUUAUAAUCAUAUUUUUUCGUAAAUACUUAUGGAAAAAAAUGGUGUAUCAAAUUCAUCCUGUUGAGUUUAAACAGAAUGUGCGAAUGGUUUUGAAUCGCUAGAUGGAAGUCUUUGCAGUCCUUGCCCAAAAGGAUUCUUCGGAAAAGAAUGUCUCAGGAUGUGUGACUGUAACAUAACUAAAUGUAAUCACAUUGAAGGAUGUAUCAAUCGUGAACAAAACUGGACAGUAGAGAAAACCGAAUCUACCAUACCACUGACAAAUACGCCUACAUCUAGAGAAUACAAUGACAACUGGCUUACUACACUUUUGUCUCCUACCAUAAGAUUAUAUACCAUCAGCGAAAAAACCUCCACGCCUAUAACCAGUACAAGAAGAUUACAAAGCACUACUGUAAAGCCUAAAGCGAACGAUCUGGGUUUGAAUAACAGAGAAAUAAUUAUCUAUUCAAUCGGUGGCGGUACAUUUGUAUUCUUUAUACUAAUGUGCAGUGUAUGCAAGCACCGGUAUAAACAGAUUUAUGGAAAUGUUAAGAGAUACCACACGGACAAUAGACGAAGGAUUGAUAUAACAGACAAUCCACAACGGGAAAUUCCUCUUGACGAAAUUGAGGGACAAUAUGAAGAAAUAGAUGAAUCAAAUAUGAAAGAUAACAUUGUAAACCUUAGGGAAAACAAUGUGUCAAUUACCGAUUCUAAUGGCAGUUAUGUUCAGCCUGACAGCAACAACUAUCUUACGCCGUAUCAACCUGCUGAUGAAGAUGCAAAUACUAAUACCUCAAAUGACAGUAAAUCAGAAUCAUCAGCGUCAAAUAAUCAACCCAUAAGUGAUCACGAAUCUACUUCAUCAAAGUCAGAUGUGAUACGGGAAAGAUCUAGCUAUCUUAAUCCGUAUCAACCAAUCAUUCAUUCAGCAGAUAUUCAUGAAUAUUCUUCUACUCAUAAAACCGAUGAUUCCGACUCAUCGGAGUCAGAUACACAAACGAUGGAAUCCGGUUAUUUAAAUCCAUAUCAACCAAUGGUUUCUGACAGAGAUUUACAUGAAUAUAAAUCUGUCCUUUGGAGUUCAGACGGAUCGGGUUCCUCGUUGUCAGAUCAAUGUACUAAAGGAAUAGGAGUUAGUUUUCCAUGUCCUCAUCAAGAUCUUACUUCGGACAUUGAUACACAUGAGCACAAAUAUGUCAUGGUUGUAUCAUCUGAUACAGUUUCGAAGAAUUUAGAUAUGACGAAAGAUGAUUCUAUUGAAAAGUUCCAAAUCAAAAACGAAGAGGCUUAAAGGCACAUGGAAUAAAUUCUUAUAAAUCAGGACAAUUCACUAAACUAUUUCUGCACUAUUUUCGUUCAUUCAAACCAAAACAGGAGAUAAUUUAACGCACCAUCGAAUUAUAUAAGAAUGUGAAGUUUUAAUAGUUGAAUUCGAUGAAUAAGACAAUUAGUCAUUGUUGCAGUAACUUUUUUUCAUAUGAUUGGCUCUGUUCCAAUAAUUGUGGGAGCUUUUUGCUUCAAUUUCAUCCCGAAAAUGUUAUCUUUUAUAAUUUAUAAUGAUAUUUUGCAUAAAAUUAGUAAAUUAUAUUAUCAUUCAUACAGGUUAAAUACCAUACCUUUUUUAAAGUAAUCAUGUAUGUCCUUAUUAACUGAUUUGAAGGUACACCUGUGAUAUUUAGAUGUCCACAGCAUUUUUGCUUGAUUAUGUCCAUAUUUUUAGAUUUAAAAGGAAUAAUGACAUUUAAGAAUACUCCAAGUAUUGAGUUUUUUUUGGGUUUUUUUUUGGCAAUACUGCCUGAUUUUCCCAUCAAACCUCUGUUAAGAACAGUUUCGAUUAAAAUGUUAAAGGGAUUCCACAACAGACAAAAAUACAUGUUAAUGUACCUUUCCAAACAAUGAGUGCCGGACAUGAUUCUAACGAUAUUUUUUUAUCUUGAAAUGCUUAGAUUUUUAAAUAAGACAAACUGUUGUUUCUUAUUGUAUUCUGAACAGAAAAUCAAACAAAUUUCGACUUUCUGUUAUGAAUUGUAUAGUUUAUCUUUCUGGAUGAUAACAAUUCUCAAUAAAGAUU